Molecule: messenger RNA, 2786 nt
Organism: Cygnus atratus (black swan)
Lineage: Eukaryota; Metazoa; Chordata; Aves; Anseriformes; Anatidae
Gene: DPF2
Product: double PHD fingers 2
Exons: 11
Coding region: 21-1238 (405 amino acids)
Biological process (GO): nervous system development
Cellular component (GO): nBAF complex
Source: RefSeq, a predicted model, not a curated record
CCCCUCCCGGCUCGCCGCGCAUGCGCGCUGGGCGGCGCAGGGCCCCCGGCGGCGGAGGCAAAAUGGCGGCGGUGGUCCAGAACGUGGUGAAGCUGCUCGGCGAGCAGUACUACCGCGAUGCCAUGGAGCAGUGCCACAACUACAACGCGCGGCUCUGCGCCGAGCGCAGCGUGCGCCUGCCCUUCCUCGACUCGCAGACCGGCGUGGCGCAGAGCAACUGCUACAUCUGGAUGGAGAAGCGCCACCGAGGGCCGGGUUUAGCCGCCGGGCAGCUCUACUCCUACCCCGCGCGCCGCUGGAGGAAGAAACGCCGCGCUCAUCCUCCCGAGGACCCCAGGCUCUCCUUCCCCUCCAUCAAACCGGACGCGGAGCAGGCCCUGAAGAAGGACGGGCUGAUCUCGCAGGACGGCAGCAGCCUGGAGGCCCUGCUGAGGACCGACCCCCUGGAGAAGCGCGCGCUGCCGGACCCCCGCAUCGACGACGACAGCCUGGGCGAGUUCCCCGUCGCCAACAGCCGCGCGCGGAAGCGCAUCCUCGAGCCGGACGAUUUCCUCGACGAUUUGGAUGACGAGGACUACGAGGAGGACACGCCGAAGCGGCGAGGGAAGGGGAAAGCCAAGGGCAAAGGCGUCGGAGGGGCUCGCAAGAAGCUGGACGCGGCAAUUUUGGAAGACCGGGACAAACCCUACGCUUGCGACAUCUGCGGGAAGCGCUACAAGAACCGCCCGGGGCUGAGCUACCACUACGCUCACUCCCACCUGGCCGAGGAGGAGGGGGACGACAAGGACGACUCGCAGCCCCCCACGCCCGUCUCGCAGCGCUCGGAGGAGCAAAAAUCCAAGAAGGGCCCCGACGGCCUGGCGCUGCCCAACAACUACUGCGACUUCUGCCUGGGGGACUCCAAAAUCAACAAGAAGACGGGGCAGCCCGAGGAGCUCGUGUCCUGCUCCGACUGCGGCCGCUCGGGGCACCCCUCGUGCCUGCAGUUCACCCCGGUGAUGAUGGCAGCCGUCAAGACGUACCGCUGGCAGUGCAUCGAGUGCAAGUGCUGCAACAUCUGCGGCACCUCCGAGAACGACGACCAGCUCCUCUUCUGCGACGACUGCGACCGCGGCUACCACAUGUACUGCCUCACGCCCCCCAUGUCGGAGCCCCCCGAGGGGAGCUGGAGCUGCCACCUGUGUCUGGACCUGCUGAAGGAGAAAGCCUCCAUCUACCAGAACCAGAACAAUUCCUGAUGCCCUCGCUUUUCCCUUUUUCCCCCUUUUUUUUUUUUCCCCCCUUUAUUUUACAUUUUUUCCCCCAUUUUGGGUUGGUUUGGGUUUUUUUUUUUUUAUUACUUUUGGGGGGUGGCUUUUCUCCCUUUCAUCGUGCUGCCCCCGCGUUGGGUUCCCUCCAUCGCGCAGCGCCAGGACCGCCUCCCUGACCCCCAGGAGGGAUUUUUGGGGUAAUUUCCCCCCAAAUCAGGCCCGGCACGUGCGGGCUGCCCCUUCCUGUCACCGUUUCUGGGCUUUUUCACCCAAAACGUGCCCGAAUCCUCCCCGCUCCAGCACCUCGGAGUGGCGUGCCAAAAAAAGAACAAAACGCCGCUUUUCCCUUUUCUUGGCAAAUUCGGGGCCCCGCGCCAGCUGGGGGUUGUGUUUUUGGGUUGUUUUCCUUAAUUUUUCAAUUUUGAUGGGGUGAGGUUUUAGGUUGUUUUUUUUUUCUGGUUUUAUUUUUAUUUCAUUUUUUCUCCCCGUUUUUCUCCUGUUUUUUUUCUCUCCUCCCGGUCCCUGCCUAGAUGAGGCCUUACACCCCGCCAUCCUCCUCCGGCCAGCGCAAAACUGGGGCAAAAUCCCAAUGUUUUGGGGUUUUCCCCGUGCUCCUCCUCCUCCGGCUGGCUCAAAAUGGGGCAAAACCCCUCCGUUUUGGGGUUUUCCAGCCCCUGCGGAUCCCUUGACCCGUCCCGGUUGCACAGGGUUUGGUUUUGGGGUGGGGUGGGGGGGAAGCUGCUUUUGUCCUAAAACCGCCACUUUUCCCCUCAAAACGCGGCAGGGAGGAGGAGGCGUGCGCCCCCCCCCCCGGGAAGGAGCCGCCGUGCUUUUUUGGGGUGCGCUGAGGACCCCCCCUGCUUGCCCUCUGCCCCCCCAGGGUCCCGUGGACUGAAUGUGCCUGUUUUUUCUAAAAAUCAACUUUAAAACCUACCUCCGACCCCCCCCUCCCACCCCCACACCCCCUUUUUCACCGGCCGGAACCCCCCCAAUGGAGAAGAAGCUGGCGGGGGGGGGGGAAGACCCAAAAUGGCCCCAAAUUGACCCAAAAUGGCCCCAGAUUGGGCCAAAACAGCCUCAGAUUGACCCAAAACAGCUCCAAAUUGACCCAAAAUAGCCCUAAGUUGACCCAGAAUGGCCCCAGAUUGACCCAAAACAGCCCAAAAUUGACCCAAAAUAGACCCAAAUCGUCCCCAAAACGGCCCAAAAUUGACCCCAAAUGGCCCCAAAAUAGCCCCAAAUCAUUAAAAAUAACACUUAACCCAAAAAUGCACAAAUCUGGUGGGGAGGCGGCUCCAGCCCGGUGUUUUCUCCCCUUUCCCCCCUUUUUGUGCCCAAUUCAGGUGGAAAAGGCGGCUUUUUGGUUCAAAAUGGGCGGUUUUCCCCUGUUUCGCGCCCCGGUGAGGGGCGGGAUGAUGAAAUGUCCCAAAACGGGUGGGUUUUACCCCGUUUUUUCCCCCUUCGGCAAAGCUUCACGGUUGUGUCUUAUCCGGAUAAAAAAAAAUGACACCAAAACUGCUCGUUUUCGUAAUAAAA